AGUAAACUGAGAACCCAACUCUGAGAAAUUGGGGGUGGCUUGUGUUGGGUCAGGCAGGCCUGUGAUUGGACUGCAGCUUCUAUUAGAGGGAGGGGGGAAAGCAAAAGUUAAAAGGAAACAGCUGGGGGAGGGGUAUGGGGACAAGCUCUCCCCACCCCCACCCCAACACACACACACACACACACACACACACACACACCACACGCAACACACACAUACACACACACUGGAAGCCUGGGGACAGCCUGAAGCCAUGAGCCUAAGGGAACGUGUGUGUCAGGGGUGAGGGCAAAAGAUUGAUGCUGAGUCCAAGGAGCUCUCUCCUAAGACAGCCGACAAGGCCUGUAGGGACUGACUUGCCAACAGCUGGACUUGAUCACCAGCUCGCAAACUGAGAUCAUGCAUCGGCUUCGGGUGGAAUAACAAGCAGAUUUUGCUCUCCGGCUGUGGCUGUGCAAGACGGUCUUUGCAAAGGAUUUUCCACAGCAGUGGGUAGAAAGCAGGAGACCACCACCAGGACCUUUGAGUCUUCUUUGAGAACCACGGCAGAAGAGAUUCCAACCCUGGUGGUUUGCAGGAUAAUGGUGGAUCUCCGGAGAGCUUCCGCUUUGCUGGUUCCGCUCCUGGCAGUUUUUCUGCCCCCGCCACAGUGUGCCCAGGACCCGGGCAUGGUGCACUACAUCUAUCAGCGCUUUCAAGUCUUAGAGCAAGGGCUGGAAAAAUGUACCCGAGCAACAAGGGCAUACCUUCAAGACUUCCAAGAUUUCUCAAGAAACAUAUCUACUGUGCUGGGAAGAUGUCUGAGCUACACGAGCGAGUAUAAGAGAGCAGUAAAUAACCUGGCACUGCGAGUCGAACGCGCCCAACGGGAGAUUGACUACCUGGAAUACCUUCGAGAAGCUGACCUGUGUCCAGAACCAGACGACAAAAGCAUGGCAGAAAAGCUACUCCUCGAAGCUGAAGAAGAGAAAAAGAUCCGGACUCUGCUGAAUGCAAGCUGCGACAACAUGCUGAUGGGAAUAAAGUCUCUGAAAAUAGUGAAGAAGACUAUGGACACAGAUGGCUCUUGGAUGAAAGAUGCUGCCAGCGCCUCUCCAAAGGUGUAUUUCUUAAUUGGAUCCAGAAACAACACGGUUUGGGAAUUUGCAAACUUGCGGGCGUUUAUGGAGGAUAGCACCAAGCUAGCCGGCCGGAAGCUAAUCCUAACAGUUUCCUGGCAGGGAACAGGCCAAGUCAUCUACAAAGGUUUUCUAUUUUUUCACAACCAAGGGACUUCUAGUGAGAUCAUCAAAUAUAAUCUGCAGAAGAGAACCGUGGAAGACCGCAUGCUGCUCCCAGGAGGAGCAGGCCGAGCCCUGGCCUACCAGCACUCUUCAACCUACAUUGACCUGGCUGUGGAUGAACAUGGGCUCUGGGCCAUCCACUCAGGGCCAGACUCCCACAGCCAUUUGGUUCUCACGAAAAUUGAGCCUGACACACUGGGCGUGGAGCACUCGUGGGACACUCCAUGCAGAAGCCAGGAUGCUGAAGCCUCGUUCCUCUUGUGUGGGGUUCUUUACGUGGUUUACAAUACUGGUGGUCAGGACCUUCACCGCAUCACCUGUGUCUAUGAUCCGCUGGGUACUAUCAAUGAGAAUGACCUGCCCAACUUAUUCUUCCCUAAGAGGCCAAGAAGUCACUCCAUGAUUCAUUACAACCCCAGAGAUAAGCAGCUCUAUGCCUGGAAUGAAGGAAACCAGAUCAUUUACAAACUCCAGACAAAGAGAAAGCUGCCCGUGGAGUGAUACAUCACAGGCAGGAGAGAUAGCUCCGUGAUUGGACAGCUGCUCUCCGGGACACUGAGGCCUCAGCUCUUUCACAGUCUAGUAUCCCGGUAAUCACUCCCAGGGACAGGGUCUAGACAUGGCAAUAGAUAUGCACCCUUUCGCCGAGGUCAUUGCCUUUGAUAUUGUUCAAGAGCUUAGAUAAGAGUCCAUCGGUUGGAAGUUUGCAACAUCUAUUAGUCCUCCAAACCUCGGCUCUCCAGGACUACCACAGAUCCAGCUGACUUCCAGCCUUUCGCUGCUCCCAGCAUUUCCUGACUCUCCUCUCUUUCCCCCCCAAAUCGGAAUCAUAUACCACCCUCUAACACUCUCUAAACUUCCUCUCCUCCUUUGUUUAAGCUCUCCCUCAUUUCUCGGGUGCCUGGUAAUAUUAUUUUUUCAUUUUCAUAGCCCAACAAAAGUCCUACUUCACAUUAAUGUUUAAUCUCUAUUUUCUUUGGAUCUUCCAUCAAACUAGGCAGAUGUAAUAAAAGAGCAAAGACAUACACAUUUGAAUCCCACUCCCCAGUUACAAAGUGUUUUCCUAUCAUUGAAUUCUCCUCUGCCCUCCCAGAUAGCACUGCAAAUCUUUCCUGUCUCCGUGCUGGAGAUGAGGAGCGUUUAGGUGAGUCAUCCACAGUAACACAAGUCCAGAGUGAAAGCUGGAGCUGGCAAAUAACCAUCAUGUUUUUCAUGGCCCAAGAGUCAAAUAUGUACGUUUGUUCACCCAGCCUUUAUAGUCAGUGUGUUCAUCAUUUUUGCCUAAAAACUAAUCAUCUCCCUCUUUAGUCAGUUUUCAUGUCUGCACAAGACCUUCCUCCAGGCUUUCAAAAGCUGCUUCCUCCAGAAAACCAGCCUAAAGUUGGAACCCACCUCAGGCCUCACCUUGUCUUCCUGUCCUCUGCUUCUCUCUUCUUGCUUUGAGUACAAUAAAAGUGACACUAUGCAAAUAA
This is a messenger RNA of Tupaia belangeri chinensis (Chinese tree shrew), 2755 nucleotides long. RefSeq names its product olfactomedin like 1 (gene OLFML1). Bases 582 to 1784 code for a protein of 400 amino acids. NCBI's taxonomy places the organism in Eukaryota, Metazoa, Chordata, Mammalia, Scandentia, Tupaiidae. Gene Ontology annotation, biological process: signal transduction. The record is from RefSeq and is a predicted model, not a curated record. The transcript is spliced from 3 exons.